UUCCUGGGCGGAGAACGGGCCGAGGCGUUAUAGGGCGGGCGGCCGCGGCGAGGGGCUCAGCGCCAUGAAGCGGCUCGGGCUGGUGGGGCUCCUCGGCGCGGCUCUGCUGGGCUGCUGGGAGCCUGGUGACACCAUAAGAUGCUUUGAUAAGCAGUAUGAACACAAGGGCAAGUGCUGUAACCGGUGUCCGCCAGGGCAAAAGCUGGUCUCUGAAUGCAAUGGCACAGAAGACUCCCUCUGUGCCCACUGUGAGAGCGGACACUAUCAGCAGAGCUGGACCAAGGAGAGGCACUGUGCCCCCCACGAUAUCUGUGAAGACAAUGCUGGCCUCAUUGUGAAGAGGCAAGGAAAUGCAACACACAACACGGUGUGCCAGUGCCAGGCCGGCAUGCACUGCUCUGACACCAGCUGCCAGACCUGUGUGGAGAACCAGCCCUGCCAGCACGGCUUCGGCUUUGUGGAAGCCAAGGCCAUGGUGCGGAUGUCAUCUCCCUGCGAGCCCUGUGCAGAAGGCACCUUCUCCAAUGUCUCCUCUAAAACUGAGCCAUGCCAUCCCUGGACAAGCUGUGAGGAAAAGGGGCUGGUGGUGAAGGAGAAAGGGACGAACACCUCGGAUGUGAUCUGCGAAUCGGGCAGGCUCUCCUUCCUGUCGGUGCUGAUCCCCAUCACGGCCGCGGUCGUCACGUGCCUCUUGGGCAUCUGCAUCUACUGCCUGGUCCACGCAGAUCCCAGGCGACGGGUGCACAAGCAGAUACAGGCCAGGAAGCCUGGAGAGAUCCUGGAGGCUCAGCAGCCCAUGGAGGUGGGGGAGGAAGUCUUCCCUGUGCAGGAGACCCUGCUUGGGGGCCAGCCCGUGGCCCAGGAAGAUGGCAAGGAGAGCCGCAUCUCGGAGCAGGAAAGGCUGUGAGGGCGCAGGGCACUGCCUCCGACAGAAGCACAGAUCGGGGCCAGCCACCGUCUCCUCCAUCCCUUCUCCAGCUGGGAAGGAAAUCUAGCAUCUGGCCUCGCUGCAAAUUAGGUGAUGCUGCAGUGGACCAUAGCACAGCCACCCCCAUGGGGAUGCCACAGCGGUGCCUGGUCUGCCCGCCUGCCCAGGGCUGCCACGGCUGAGCAAAGCUCAGCUGCCUGCAUGGGGAUGCAGCGCAGGGCCUGGUCCCAUCGCCCACCUGGGGUGUUGCGGCAGAGCGUGGCACCGCUGCUCUUGUGCUGACCCCCUGGCAGAGCCUGGUGCAGCCACUGCGGUGCAGCACAGCAUGGCUGCUUGCGGGGAGGCCCUGGGGCAGAGCCUAGUCUGCCUGACCACUGGGGCUACUGGGCCCAGAGUGCAGGCUACUGGUGUGGGACCACCGUGGCAGAGGGCAGUCCAGCCAUGCGCCCAGGGUGGCUGCGGUAGCACCCAGCUGGGCCGCCCGCGCUGGAGCUGGGCCCAGUGGGUGCUGGUGCUGUGGAAGCUUGGGACAAGGGCAGCAGCCCCCGUGUCGGCCUGGCCACCGGGGCCCCCACCCCGUGUCGG
Harpia harpyja (harpy eagle) is the source of this 1513-nucleotide messenger RNA. It is a transcript of the gene CD40, whose product is annotated as CD40 molecule. Gene Ontology annotation, biological process: positive regulation of blood vessel endothelial cell migration; positive regulation of interleukin-12 production; positive regulation of tyrosine phosphorylation of STAT protein. The transcript is spliced from 9 exons. Gene Ontology annotation, molecular function: signaling receptor activity; antigen binding; protein binding. Lineage: Eukaryota; Metazoa; Chordata; Aves; Accipitriformes; Accipitridae. Gene Ontology annotation, cellular component: external side of plasma membrane; CD40 receptor complex. The coding region runs from base 65 to 907 and encodes 280 amino acids. The record is from RefSeq and is a predicted model, not a curated record.